Molecule: messenger RNA, 6035 nt
Organism: Oryzias melastigma (Indian medaka)
Lineage: Eukaryota; Metazoa; Chordata; Actinopteri; Beloniformes; Adrianichthyidae
Exons: 19
Coding region: 398-5257 (1619 amino acids)
Biological process (GO): canonical Wnt signaling pathway; non-canonical Wnt signaling pathway
Cellular component (GO): plasma membrane
Molecular function (GO): Wnt-protein binding; Wnt receptor activity
Source: RefSeq, a predicted model, not a curated record
AUCUGGAUGGCUCCAAUAUUGCUCGCCAAUUUUGUUGUACAGGUAAUGUUAAGUUGGUUGAGCAGAUGCAUGACAAAAAACAGGGCAGUUCACUAUGCGUCACCAGUGAGAGCUAUGAAAACACAGAAACCUCCUUUCUUGGAAAAAUCCAAACUAAAAACACAUGUUGUUUGUGCCUCACAUCUAAUAAACAUUUAUUGACUUUCUCGAUCCAAAGCUUCUACUCAGAUUGGCUUCAAAACACCAUAAGUACCCUAUUGCUUCACGACCCCAGCAGACAUCCUAAAUCAGUAUUCAGUUCCAACAAACUUCUCUCAUUAACUCAAACUCCUCCCACAACUUAAAGCAGCACACAAAUCAGUUCAUUCCCUCAUUUUUUGUGGGACCACUGAGAGCCAUGAAGCAUGUGUUUCUGCUGUUUUUUUCUCUGCUGCAGGCUCCUCAGCAGACACGGACAGAUGACAGGACAACCUGUGAGCCACUGACAGCCAGCUUUUGUCAAGGUUUGGGGUAUUCUACUACCCCCCAUCCCGACGGAGUCCAAGGAUUUAGUUUAAGCCAAAUUGGUCAGAUUGUGGAGACGGCCUGUUCACCACAUAUUGCCACGGUGAUGUGUCGUGUUGUGGUGCCUGAAUGUGGCUCAGAAAAUAACAGCUGGAAGAAACCGUGCAGAGCUCUGUGUCAGAAGGUCAAGAAGGACUGCGAGUCCACUCUUAGGGAAAAAUGGCUGUUCUGGCCGAUGAGACUUGGAUGUGAAAAUCUGCCAGAGUCUGACUGCAUCCAGAGUCAGGGUAACCUUGUCACACCUGUCCCUCCACCAACCUGUCAAAGAAUCACCAUGCCUCUCUGUGCUGACCUGCCUUACACUGAAACCAUCAUGCCAAAUAUUCUGGGUCACAAAACCCAGGAUGAAGCUGCCAUGGCCAUGAGACAGUUUUCAUCACUUGUUAGAGGACAAUGCUCCUCUCAUCUGAAGCCUUUCCUAUGCUCUGUAUACGCACCCAAAUGUGUGUCAGGAAGAGCACAGCCUCCAUGCAGAAGACUGUGUGAGCAGGCAAAGUCAGAAUGUGCCACAUCAAUGAGGAACUUCGGCUUACAAUGGCCUGAAGCUUUGAAAUGUGAGACAUUUACCACAGAGUCCUAUGAGCAGGCUCCUCAGCAGGCAAGAACACGGACAGAUGACAGGACAAACUGUAAGCCGGUAACAGCCAGCUUUUGUCAAGGUUUGGGGUACUCUACUACCUCCCACCCCGACGGAGUCCAAGGAUUCAGUUUAAGGCAAAUUGGUCAGAUUGUGGAGACGGCCUGUUCACCACAUAUCGCCACAGUGAUGUGCCGUGUUGUGGUGCCGGAAUGUGGCUCAGAAAAUAACAGCCAGAAGAAACCGUGCAGAGCUCUGUGUCAGAAGGUCAAGAAGGAAUGUGAGUCCACUCUGAUGGCAAAAUGGCUGUUCUGGCCGAUGAGGCUUGGAUGUGAAAAUCUUCCAGAGUCUGACUGUGUGCAGGAUGAAGGGCAUCCUGUCACACCAGUCCCCCCACCAACUUGUCAGAGAAUCACUCUUCCUCUCUGUGCUGACCUGCCUUACACUGAAACCAUCAUGCCAAAUGUUCUCGACCACAAAACCCAGGAUGAAGCUGCCAUGGCGAUGAGACAGUUUUCUUCUCUCGUUAGAGGACAAUGCUCCUCUCAUCUGAAGCCUUUCCUGUGCUCUGCAUAUGCACCCAAAUGUGUGUCAGGAAGAGCACAGCCUCCAUGCAGAAGACUGUGUGAGCAGGCAAAGUCAGAAUGUGCUGCAUCGAUGAGGAACUUUGGCUUACAGUGGCCUGAAGCUUUGAAAUGUGAGACAUUUACCACAGAGUCCUGUGAGCAGGCUCCUCAGCAGACAAGAACGCGGACAGAUGACAGGACAAACUGUAAGCCGGUAACAGCCAGCUUUUGUCAAGGUUUGGGGUACUCUACUACCUCCCACCCCGAUGGAGUCCAAGGAUUCAGUUUAAGCCAAAUUGGUCAGAUUGUGCAGACAGCCUGUUCACCACAUAUCGCCACAGUAAUGUGCCGUGUUGUGGUGCCGGAAUGUGGCUCAGAAAAUAACAGCCGGAAGAAACCAUGCAGUGCUCUGUGUCAGAAGGUCAAGAAGGAAUGUGAGUCCACUCUGAUGGCAAAAUGGCUGUUCUGGCCAAUGAGGCUUGGAUGUGAAAAUCUUCCAGAGUCUGACUGUGUGCAGGAUGAAGCACGACCUGUCACACCAGCCCCCCCACCAACCUGUCAGAGAAUCACUCUUCCUCUCUGUGCUGACCUGCCUUACACUGAAACCAUCAUGCCAAAUGUUCUGGGCCACAAAACCCAGGAUGAAGCUGCCAUGGCAAUGAGACAGUUUUCUUCUCUCGUUAGAGGACAAUGCUCCUCUCAUCUGAAGCCUUUCCUGUGCUCUGCAUAUGCACCCAAAUGUGUGUCAGGAAGAGCACAGCCUCCAUGCAGAAGACUGUGUGAGCAGGCAAAGUCAGAAUGUGCUGCAUCGAUGAGGAACCUCGGCGUGCGGUGGCCUGAAGCUUUGAAAUGUGAGACAUUUACCACAGAGUCCUGUGAGCAGGUUGUUUCUCUGCUGCAGGCUCCUCAGCAGACAAGAACACGGACAGAUGACAGGACAAACUGUAAGCCGGUAACAGCCAGCUUUUGUCAAGGUUUGGGGUACUCUACUACCUCCCAUCCCGACGGAGUCCAAGGAUUCAGUUUAAGGCAAAUUGGUCAGAUUGUGCAGACGGCCUGUUCACCACAUAUCGCCACGGUGAUGUGUCGUGUUGUGGUGCCGGAAUGUGGCUCAGAAAAUAACAGCCGGAAGAAACCAUGCAGAGCUCUGUGUCAGAAGGUCAAGAAGGAUUGUGAGUCAACCCUGAGGGACAAAAUGCUGUUUUGGCCGAUGAGACUUGGAUGUGAAAAUCUUCCAGAGUCUGACUGUGUGCAGGAUGAAGCACGACCUGUCACACCAGUCCCCGCACCAACCUGUCAGAGAAUCACUGUUCCUCUCUGUGCUGACCUGCCUUACACUGAAACCGUCAUGCCAAACGUUCUCGGCCACAAAACCCAGGAUGAAGCUGCCAUGGCGAUGAGACAGUUUUCAUCACUUGUUAGAGGACAAUGCUCCUCUCAUCUGAAGCCUUUCCUGUGCUCUGCAUAUGCACCCAAAUGUGUGUCAGGAAGAGCACAGCCUCCAUGCAGAAGACUGUGUGAGCAGGCAAAGUCAGAAUGUGCUGCAUCGAUGAGGAACUUCGGCCUACAGUGGCCUGAAGCUUUGAAAUGUGAGACAUUUACCACAGAGUCCUGUGAGCAGGCUCCGCAGCCGGCAAGAACACGGACAGAUGACAGGACAACCUGCAAGCCGGUAACAGCCAGCUUUUGUCAAGGUUUGGGGUAUUCUACUACCCCCCACCCCACCGGAGUCCUGGGAUAUCAGCUGCAGCAAGUUGGUCAGAUUGUGGAGACGGCCUGUUCGCCACAUAUCGCCACGGUGAUGUGCCGUGUGGUUGUCCCGGAAUGCGGCUCAGAAAACGACAGCCGGAAGAAACCGUGCAGAGCUCUGUGUCAGAAGGUCAAGAAGGAUUGCGAGCCUGUCUUAAAGGCAAAGCGGCUGUCAUGGCCAAUGAAACUGCGGUGUGAAUCCUUACCAGAGUCAAACUGUGCGCAGGUUCAGGAAGUCCCAGUCAAACCAACUGUCCCAGCAACCACCUGUCAGAGAAUCACUGUUCCUCUUUGUGCCGACCUGCCUUACACUGAAACCAUCAUGCCAAAUAUUCUGGGCCACAAAACCCAGGAAGAUGCUGGCUUAGCAGUACAUCAGUUUGUCCCAUUUGUUGAAGUGGAAUGCUCCCGUCAUCUGAAGCCUUUCCUGUGCUCUGUCUACACUCCUAAAUGUGUAUCAGGAAGACGUCAAGCUCCGUGCAGAGCUCUCUGUGAGCAGGCACGCUCCGGCUGUGAGCCACUAAUGAGAAAAUUUGGCUUUCCGUGGCCUAAUGCUCUGAACUGUGAAGCAUUCACCUCAGAGUACUGUGAAACGCUUCCUCCCCUCAGAUUUCUUGAAAAAACUCCUUCCUCAUGUCAGCCCAUCACAUCUUCUUUCUGCAAUGACCUGCCGUACACUCAAACGGUGAUACCUGGCAUCCUUGGCCAUGCAACGCAGGAAGAAGCAAACCAGGCAAUUAACACUUUUACACCCCUAAUAGAGCUGGGGUGCUCCCCUCAUAUAAAGACCUUCCUGUGCUCCGCCUUCUUCCCUAAAUGUGUGUCCGGGGCAGCUCAGAGUCCGUGCAGGGUGCUGUGUGAGCAAGUGCGAUCCAGCUGUGAGCCGGUGCUGAACAGGUUUUCCUACAAAUGGCCUGAAGGCCUCAAAUGUGAAGCAUUUACAAAUGAAUACUGUGAACAGUUCGGCGUGAGCAGCAGCGGAGGGAUCUGUGAACCCAUCACGAUACCCAUGUGCCAGGGCUUGUCCUACAACCAGACCAUUGUUCCAAACCUUCUGGGCCACACAAGUCAGAGAGAAGCGGUCACCAAGAUGUCCUUCUUUAACUCCAUAGUGCAGACUGUGUGUCCGGCAGACAUACGGCUCUUCCUGUGCCGGGUGUACGCCCCGCAGUGUGUGGAGGGGCAGCUGCAGCGGCCUUGCAGGUCACUGUGCGAACAAGCCAAGCGGGACUGUGAAGGUUUGAUUGUCAACUUUGGGGUUUCCUGGCCAGAUGAGCUGCAGUGUCACUUAUACCCAGAGGAAAACUGUGUUUCUUCACGGGAGAACAGCAGAAUGAAGAUGCUGAGUGCUGAAGAUGUUCUCGACAAACUGAAUGCUGGUGGUUACACAGUUCAUGGCAAAUCGCUGACGCUGAAGACUGCCCAGCUGCUCAUGACUCUCAUGGAUAGAAACAAGUCAGGAGACCUGGAUGUGAUGGAGUUCUUGAAGCUGGAGCACUUUGUGGCUGCUAUCAGGAGGGAGUAUGCAGAGAACUACGACAGCAGGAAUCCUGCUGUCACAAAGAUCCAGAUGAAGAAGGCCAUUGCUGCUCAUGAUUUUAACUUGGAUGGGGAAACGUUUGAUGCUCUGUGGUCUGUGCAAGACUCCAAAACUGGGAUCGACUAUGAUGAUUAUAUGGCAGCAUUGACUAAACUUUAUAUUCUCAAAGAUCGUUUUCAGGCCCAUUUGCUUGAUUUGCCGUGUAACUGCCACGUAGCCAGCUUCUCUUUGGAGCAGUUCAUGAAGGCAGCCAUCAUGUGAAAGCUAAGUUCCAACAACAAGAAGACAUCUAACAACAGGAGCACUCUCUGCAUACAUUUUUAAACAAUCUGGAUAAUUGGAAAACAGUCUUUAUCUGUUGAUAGUUUUUACAAUCAUUUUUGGAAAAGCUGGGCUUUUAAUAAAAGGUUGUAGAACUUUUUAAUAUAUAUUUUUUUUACUUUUACUUUAUUGUUUACUUCAUUUCAGUUUCUGCUGAUCAAGUAGUGCUGUUUUAAACUGAUUACACUGUUCUUACACUAUAAUGGUCUGUUUUUGCCUAAAAGCCGAGCUUCUAAAAAUUCAAAAAUACGAAAUUUAAACCAGUAACUGUAAGCACAGCUAGUUAAUCCGAAAGGUUAAAACUGUGUUUUUAUAUUUGUUUUGUCAAAUGGCAUUAACAUAUCAAAAAAAUUAAAUCUGAGACUGUGGGAAGGAAAAAGUGUGUUAUGUGUGUGGAAACAUGUUUGGCUUGUAAGGCGAGAAAAACAAUAAAACAAGUUAAACAAUAAAAAAAUAGAAGAAGGAAGAAGAAAAAUGGUAAACAAAUGCUCAACCCGGAAGAAAAGAACUUCUUGUUUUUUCGCCAGCAGAUGUCAGUAAAGCAAAACGUUUGGACUGCCAAUAUUCACCUGUGAGCCUGGUAUUUCUCUUGAAGUUCAAGUUCGUUUGGUUUGCAAGAGACUUUUGCCGAUCCAUUCUAUUUCAAAGCAAUGUGCAUAUAAUAAAUGAAUGUGAAAAGUUUUACAAGAUUAAGUAUCAAUAAAGUCAUCCGUACUAA